AUGGCGCCUUGGAUAACACCCGUCUCCAGCGCCCUGUUUUGGUGCCUGUCUGCAGCACUCCUACUUUUGCUCGCGUACGCUGGCAGCAUCAUCUAUGAACUUUACUUGUCUCCGCUCAGUCGCUUUCCCGGUCGAAAGCUAUGGGCCAUCUCACGUAUCCCCGGACAGUUGUCUGUCUUGAGAGGCCGGAACCACUUGGAUGUCUUGGCUUUGCAUGAACAAUAUGGCCCUGUUGUCCGAAUCAGCCCUAACGAACUUGCCUUUAACACCCCACAGGCCUUCCGUGAUAUCUACGGUGCCAGACCCGGAGGUUGCUUCGCUAAGGAUCGAAGUCACUAUCUGCCGCCGGCGAAUGGCGUUGACCACUUGGUUUGUGCAGUGGACAAUGCUUUACACGCGCGUCAACGGCGGCUAUUGGCCCAUGCAUUCUCGGAGCGAGCCCUAAGAGACCAAGAAGACCUCAUUAAGGGCUAUGUGGACACCAUGAUUGCCAAGCUUCGUUCAGAGAUGACUACAAAGUCUCCUCGAAUUGACAUCAAAAAUUGGAUGAACUACACGACCUUUGACAUCACCGGCGAUUUGAUGUUUGGUGAGUCCUUCGACUGUCUUAAGGAUAGCCGGUUGCACCCUUGGAUUCAAUUGAUCUUUGACUCCAUCAAAGCCCUUGCUAUUGCAGGCGUCGCGAAUCAGUUUCCAGUCCUUGGAACCAUCUUCUACGCUUUGGUUCCGAAGGAAGUGAAAAGGAAGGCUGUUGAGCAUUUUGAUCUGGCAGCUCAGAAGGUCGAUCGGCGGCUGGAGACGAACAUGACCCGACCUGAUUUCAUUUCGGCAAUCUUGCAGAACGGUCUUAGCGAGACCAAGGGCCAAUAUCUUGAUGGAGGGCGGAUUAUGAGCAGAGCUGAGAUCCACUCGAACGCAUUCAUUCUCAUCGUGGCUGGCAGUGAAACUGCUGCAACUUUGCUCUCUGGCGCGAUCUUCUACCUGUGUAGCAACCCGCUUGUUAUGAGCCGGCUUGUCUCUGAAAUCCGAUCUGCAUUCACCCAGGACAACGAUAUUACCUUCCGCAACGCUGCUUCCUUGGCUUACCUCGCAGCCGUGAUUGAAGAGUCCCUUCGCAUGCACCCGCCCUUCGUCACAAGUCUCGCGCGCGUCUUCCCACCCGAUGGAUCGAUGGUUGAUGGACACUAUGUGCCUGGAGGGACCAUCGCCGCAUGUCAUCACUACGCCUCAUAUCACUCCUCGUCAAACUUUACCUUUCCCCACGCUUUCCUCCCUGAGCGAUGGCUCGGCCACGAUGCACGCUUCGAACAAGACAAGAAAGAUGUCCUACAGCCUUUUAGCCUCGGACCACGUAACUGCCUUGGAAAAAACUUGGCAUACUGCGAGAUCCGCCUCAUCAUCUGCAAACUGCUCUACCAUUUUGACCUCACCCUCUGUUCUGAAAGUACAAACUGGACUAACCAGAAGGUUUAUUUCCUUUGGGAUAAGCCGCCACUCAUGGUGACCCUGAAAGACCGCUUCCAAAAGACAGAGGUCUCGGGCUGA
Penicillium atrosanguineum is the source of this 1545-nucleotide messenger RNA. Its product is annotated as cytochrome P450. The transcript has 4 exons. Bases 1 to 1545 code for a protein of 514 amino acids. NCBI's taxonomy places the organism in Eukaryota, Fungi, Ascomycota, Eurotiomycetes, Eurotiales, Aspergillaceae. Gene Ontology annotation, molecular function: monooxygenase activity; iron ion binding; oxidoreductase activity, acting on paired donors, with incorporation or reduction of molecular oxygen. The record is from RefSeq and is a predicted model, not a curated record.